Seriola aureovittata is the source of this 940-nucleotide messenger RNA. RefSeq names its product PAXX non-homologous end joining factor (gene paxx). NCBI's taxonomy places the organism in Eukaryota, Metazoa, Chordata, Actinopteri, Carangiformes, Carangidae. The record is from RefSeq and is a predicted model, not a curated record. Bases 85 to 672 code for a protein of 195 amino acids. Gene Ontology annotation, cellular component: site of double-strand break; nonhomologous end joining complex; nucleus. Gene Ontology annotation, molecular function: molecular adaptor activity. Gene Ontology annotation, biological process: double-strand break repair via nonhomologous end joining. The transcript is spliced from 7 exons.
ACGAAGCGGUCGAAGGAGAAGAAGAAGACGACGACAGGUUUUGUUUUGUUGUGCUUUCUGCUCUGGUGUUUGUUGGAAGUGAACAUGGAUGUGAACCAGCCGUCAUACUACACUGUGUUAGAUAAAAAGAGCGAGUCUAAAUUUCUUUGCUAUACUCACAGAAAGAACGGAAUCUUUUCUGUUUGUUUGACAGAUGCUGCUGAUGUUUGGAGCACAGAGUACACUGAGGGCACACUGAACCAGUUUAAACAGAGGUUCGCCUUGAAAUCUACAGAAGAUUAUGCUCUAAAACUCAGGUCGGCUUGUAGUAGUGGAGACGUGUCUGUUGUGGUUCAUGACUCCAGAGCGGAGCUCCAGGUGGGCUCCAGUCCAGGGGACCCGAGUGUGACCCUGUCCAGGCUGGAAAGCCCCCAGGCUACAGAGGAACUGCGGGAGCUGUUGUUCAGGAUGGCCAACACCCUCUCUCAGCUGGACAGUAAAUUUAGACCUCUGCCAGUCAGUCCAAUGAAAAAUCACCAAUGGCGUCCAACAGAGUUUGAGCCGCGGCAGCAUCAGAGUGCUCCGUCAGUGACUGUGAAGAGACGGCUUCCAGGGGCUUCACUCAUCAACCCAGGAGCUAAAAAAAAGCUGCAGGCGACUGGCGUGGCCUUUGAUGACGCAGAUGAACACUGAUCCACCUUCAUGAUGUCACAUUGCUGCUGUACAACCACCAAGGAUUGUUCUUUUAGUCCAUUAUCACAUCAUUUUUAAAAUUCACAGCUGUUUGACUACCUUUAUGGCAUAUAACAUCAAUCACAAUGAAAUAAGUGAUUUCUUUAAUGGUAUUUUAGUAUUUCUCAUGACGAGUGUCUCCCUCCUGAAUGAUGCAGUAACUUGUACGAUAUUAAAUUGAAUGUUAUUUAAUCUGGAAAUGAAAUAAAGAAUAACUUGCAAUAAAUUA